Amorphotheca resinae ATCC 22711 is the source of this 489-nucleotide messenger RNA. RefSeq lists its product as hypothetical. The coding region runs from base 1 to 489 and encodes 162 amino acids. The record is from RefSeq and is a predicted model, not a curated record. Gene Ontology annotation, molecular function: protein binding. NCBI's taxonomy places the organism in Eukaryota, Fungi, Ascomycota, Leotiomycetes, Helotiales, Amorphothecaceae. The transcript has a single exon.
AUGGCCACCGACACCAAUACCACCGUCCCUCAACCUCCAUCAGGCACCGAGGAGCCCCCCCGCAUCACCGACUUCUCCUUCACAUCCACCGAGCCCCUCCCAGCCAACUACACCCGCGAGCUGGACCCCUCGGGCCGCCCGUUCUACCGCAACAAGGACGACAACUCGGUCUCCUGGUAUCACCCGGCGGCUACGCCUCCAGCACAGGACCCGCAGUUGCCCAAGCACAUCGAGCGCUGCGUCGACGUGCGCGGUCGCUCAUACUACAUCAACCACGAGACCAAGACGACCAGCUGGCUCAACCCGCUCAAGAUCGACGAGUACCGCGCACGCGAGAACCCCUCUGUACUCGAUCACACCGAGGAUGGGCGCAUGCUGUAUUGGGUCAACUAUAAGACAGACACCGUGACAGUGCCGCAGGACCUGGCCGAGCUGCGCGCCAAGCACCCGUGGAUCCCAGAGAAGCGUGGAGACCCAAUUGGCAUGUAG